Messenger RNA from Pseudomyrmex gracilis, 1296 nucleotides. It is a transcript of the gene wds, whose product is annotated as protein will die slowly. The record is from RefSeq and is a predicted model, not a curated record. Gene Ontology annotation, molecular function: protein binding. Lineage: Eukaryota; Metazoa; Arthropoda; Insecta; Hymenoptera; Formicidae. The transcript has 8 exons. Bases 208 to 1209 code for a protein of 333 amino acids.
GUCUUGUGUGCGGCAGCCAUAACACGCGGUAUAAGUUCGGUCAUCAGAGUUCACUGCAUGAUACGUGCGAGUUUGAGAAAGAGCGGUUCGGUCGACAACUUUUGCGGAACGUCGCACAGAUCUGUUUUAUAGUUCCAAAAAUUCAUACAUAUUUAUAACGAUUGUGUGAUUGCGUUUCUUUGUUAAUUUUCAAACGUAAAUAAUAAGAUGGUGCCUCUCGGUCCUUCACCAGGACAUCAGACGUCGGUCAACAAUUCUUCUGCAGCUGGUAGCGGCACGAAGAGCAACGCAAUAUCGAAGCCUAAUUAUUCAUUAAAGUUUACUUUGGCUGGUCAUAACAAAGCAAUAUCAUCUGUUAAGUUUAGUCCAAACGGAGAAUGGUUGGUAAGCUCUGCGGCGGAUAAAAUGCUAAAGGUUUGGGGAGCAUAUGAUGGAAAAUAUGAGAAAACUAUAUCUGGUCACAAACUUGGUAUUUCGGAUGUAGCAUGGUCUAGUGACAGCAGAUUGUUGGUAUCAGCUUCUGAUGAUAAGACUUUAAAACUGUGGGAGUUAAGUUCUGGCAAGUGUUUAAAAACAUUAAAGGGUCACAGUAAUUAUGUUUUCUGUUGUAAUUUUAACCCACAGUCCAAUCUUAUAGUUUCUGGAUCUUUUGAUGAAAGUGUACGCAUUUGGGAUGUUAGAACUGGAAAGUGUCUUAAAACAUUACCAGCACAUUCAGAUCCUGUGAGCGCGGUACAUUUCAAUAGGGAUGGCUCUUUAAUUGUUUCGAGUAGUUAUGAUGGACUGUGUCGAAUUUGGGACACUGCUUCAGGACAAUGUUUAAAGACUUUGAUAGAUGACGACAAUCCUCCGGUAUCGUUUGUCAAAUUUUCACCAAAUGGAAAAUAUAUUUUAGCCGCUACGUUGGACAAUACUUUGAAGCUUUGGGAUUAUAGUAAAGGAAAAUGUUUAAAAACGUAUACCGGUCAUAAAAACGAGAAAUAUUGCAUCUUUGCCAACUUUUCUGUGACAGGCGGAAAGUGGAUUGUAUCUGGUUCUGAGGAUAACAUGGUGUACAUUUGGAAUCUACAGACAAAAGAGAUUGUACAAAAGUUACAGGGUCACACAGAUGUGGUACUUUGCACAACGUGUCACCCAACGGAUAAUAUUAUAGCUUCCGCUGCUCUUGAGAAUGAUAAAACCAUCAAAUUAUGGAGAAGCGAUACAUAAAACUAACGUAGAAUUUAUUAAAGUUAUAAAAAUCCUUGUACAAAUCUGUUUUUAUAUAUUAUGAAAUAUAUAAUACUAAAUAUUUUC